AUGUGGCUCGAGAUUAUCUUCGGUUUGGUCUUCUACAGAUUGUUCCGACGAUUUUUCUACGACGACGACGUUUUAGACAUGGAAGGAUCUGAUUCUUCUGUUCUUUUCGCAGUCGCUGAUAGGCUUAAAAAACUGUACGGAGGAAAUGUGUAUGUGGGUCUUCGAAUUCCCGAUGCUGACACUGCUUCUCGACAGAGCAUUGAUAUGGUUCUUCUCACCGAACAAGAGCUGGUGGUGGUUUCUGUGAAAAACUUCUCAGGAAUUUUGACAGUUGGUGGUGAUGGUAGCUGGGUCUGUGAGAAGCCAGACAAACAUAAAGCAGAGCGUUACCCUGAUCCUGUGGAAGAAGCACGGAAGCAAGCUUCUGUUCUCGAAUCAUAUCUUGAACAGAGAGGGGUUGCUCUGCCUGAAGGAUACAUAUGUGUCAAAGUUAUACUUCCAAAUCCUAAGUUAUGUACCAUUCCUGCAGGUGGUUUUCCAUCUGAAGUUAUUACCCAUGAUCAAUGGAUUCAACUGAAGCCAGAACUAAAGAGCACAGUGUCUACUUGGGUGAAGAGCGCCUUUCGGUGUGGGAAGAAGAAGGAUAUGCAAGAAUCUGUCAAUCAAAAUAUUGAUUUUGUCCUUAGCUCAGCACCAAUGUGGGAUAGGGUGGAGCUUAAAGGCAACAAGUAUGUGUUGGGGGACUUCCUGGAAUUUAAGGGCAAAAAAGAGGAUGUUGAGGCUUUAAGACAUAUUAGAAGAUCAAAAGUUGGUCGUAUGAUAAUCCAAAAGACUAGCAUGUUUGGACUAGCUCCUUCUAGGCUUCAAGUUCUAUAUAAAUUGCGGGACUAUAGAAGUGAAGGGUCAUCAGAACCAGAGUGGAAAGAAGUGACCGUAAAAUCAAGUACUGAGAUAAUCUUCCAGCCUGAAAAUGGUUCAAAAGUGCGCAAGAUUAAGCUCUCCUCAGUGAUCUCUAUGCGUCUCAGUGCUUGA
Molecule: messenger RNA, 972 nt
Organism: Sphenostylis stenocarpa
Lineage: Eukaryota; Viridiplantae; Streptophyta; Magnoliopsida; Fabales; Fabaceae
Source: the annotation of a GenBank genome assembly